GAUUGCAAAAAGAAAGAGGAGAGAGAGGCAGAGACAGACAGAGAGAGAGAGGGGGGGAGGGUGGAGGAGUACGUAUGAGAGAGAGAGAGCAUCACACAUUUCCUCACUCUGGACGGCUGGGAAGCACGGGGAGGGCUCGCGGUUUCUUCUCCCCCCUACAUGCCUCUCUCCGCGGAGCACCUGAUUAGGAGCGGUGCGCAGCUGCUCGGCGCGGCUCUGGAACGCGGCCAGCGCGCCCGGCGCCCCGGACACCGUGGACCGUCUGCACGCGCAGCGGUGAGCGGCUCCAGCGCCGGCGUGCUCAAGCUCACACCUGCCUCAGCCAUGGAUUUUCGGCAGCUGGAUGAAAACUGACGCCUCGCUCAAUGGAGCCCGUCGCCACGCCGCCGAACGACUCGCCUUUCUCCGCCGGGAUGGCGAACGCCACCCCCGCCCUCCAGCUGGGCUCGAACCUCACGCAGGGGGCGGAGCUGGGCGCCAUGCCGCAGAGCCCCCUGCAGGUGCAGGUGGUGACCAUCCUGCUGGCGCUGCUCAUAUGUGGCGUCGGGAUCGCGGGAAACAUCAUGGUGGUGCUGGUGGUGCUCCGCACCAAGCACAUGAUGACGCCCACCAACUGCUACCUGGUCAGCCUGGCCUUCGCCGACCUCAUCGUCCUGCUGGCCGCCGGGCUGCCCAACAUCUCCGACGUGGUGGCCUCCUGGGUCUACGGCUACGCCGGCUGCCUGUGCAUCACCUACCUGCAGUACCUGGGCAUCAACGUGUCCUCCUGCUCCAUCACGGCCUUCACCAUCGAGCGCUACAUCGCCAUCUGCCACUCCAUCAAAGCCCAGUUCAUCUGCACCGUGUCCCGCGCCAAGAAGAUCAUCGCCUUCGUCUGGGUCUUCACCUCCCUCUACUGCAUCAUGUGGUUCUUUCUGGUCAACACCAACGAGACGGUCUUCGCCGACGGGGUGGUGGUCAAGUGCGGCUACCGCGUCUCCAGGAACCUCUACAUGCCCAUUUACUUCCUGGACUUCACGCUCUUUUACGUCAUACCGCUGAUCGUGGCCACGGUGCUGUAUGGCCUGAUCGCCAGGAUCCUGUUCAUGAGCCCCCUGCCGACCAACCCCAGCGACCGGGUCGGGAACGACUCCGUCCACCAGGGACGGUCCAGCAGCACGGUCAAGAUGUCCUGCAAGUCGAACAAGGGAGCCAUGACGUCCAGGAAGCAGGUCACAAAGAUGCUAGCGGUCGUGGUGAUCCUGUUCGCCCUCCUCUGGAUGCCCUACCGGACGCUGGUGGUGGUCAACUCCUUCAUGGACCCGCCGUACCUCAACACCUGGUUCCUGCUCUUCUGCCGCAUGUGCAUCUACAUGAACAGCGCCAUCAACCCCAUCAUCUACAACCUGAUGUCCCAGAAGUUUCGGGCCGCGUUUAAGAAGCUCUGCAAGUGCAAGAAGCAGCACCCCGAGAAGGUCGCCAAGUACAACAUGCCGGUGUACUACAGCGUCAUGAAGGACUCCUCCCACGAGAGCCCGGACCACGACGACACCGAGCAGGAGGACAUGGGCGGGUACUCCGUCGCCGCCAAAAAGGUCAGCUUCACCGACAAGUGCAAGGAAACGGGGACCAUGUUCAGCAUCGCCUGAGCAAGCUCCUCCCACUGGCCACGGAACCUUUUCAGGGGGGAGGGUUGGCGGUUGGGAGAGACCACAUACGCGCUUGCUGGUGUCCCAAACAAAAAAUUUGAUUGACGGUGAGCGCUUUUUCCAGACAAGAAAGACUUAAAACUUGUAAAAUUUGCCAAGAGAAAGAUGAAUGUCACCUUCUCUGAUUCUCCAUUAGCGCAACCUUCAAAAUCAUUUUCACUAUUUCAUGCACGGCAUCUGGUAGCUGUACAAACAAUAUACACAAUAUAUACCUAUCACAGUAUCUUUACCAAUAUGUGUUACAUUAAUCAUAAAAAUAAUGCUGUCUGAUUCUUUCAGUAAUCAAGCCUGAUUAAAAUUCACCCUCCAUAUUACCAGUAAUGACUAGCCAAAAUAAUAUUUUGUAGAGAACAGAGGAAGAAAUCAUUUUUAUUGAUUCAGGGGCUGGCUAUUCAAACAGAAUGCCCUCAAAACACAACAUGUUUUUUUGUGUUUUCAGUUUUUGAAACACAGUUUUAGUGCAGUAUUCUUAAUGGGACUUGAGCACUUUUUUUGUUGGACUCAACAUAUUAUGCUGUGUUUGUUUUCAGUGAAGUCAGUGUUUACUUUUGUAAAUAAUUUCAAAGUUGUUACUUGUUUCUAUGGAUUGCUGCUAUCUGGAUUGCCUAUUCAACAACAGACCUUCCCUUUCAUUACAAGGGAAGAGACAAUUGAGAUUUUGCAGCUCUCCUCCAAAAAUAUAAUUAUGCAGAGCCAUUUCAAUGUGACAUUACAGGGGAGAUAAGACAUCUUAGAAAUACCCCAGGCAUAUGACAUUGCAGCCCUUUUUCAGUUGAUUAUACUUGUCAGUUAAAAUAAAUUGAUUCCCAGUUGAAUUGCUGCUCAGCUAAAUUAGAUAUGAGUUUGCCUUCUCAUCCUCAAGAGACAUUUCUGAAGGAUAACUGCCAUUAUAAAUGAUGAAUCACCAAGCACAACAACGAGGCGCAUUCCUUGUUGUGUACAACGUGGACAUAAAGAUAAUGAUAAGCUGAAUUGUGACAACAAAUUAAUCUGAAGCCCUUAACAACUCCGGGAAGACGAAUUAAAAUGUUUAACUUGACGUGUUAUUAUUUUACACUCACGAAACAACACGCAAACAGGAUGCAUCUUUAACUAGGUCAACGCUCCAUUUUGUAAAAUCAACACUCAUUAUUUUCCUCUCACGCAGGGCAUUUAAAACUAGCAAAAUGUGCUGUAAAGAAGGAAGGAGGCUAUGCUGUAUUUAAAAAAAAAACAACAUGAAUCAUGUGAUGGCCUCAGGCAGUUCUGGAGGCAAGAAUGAAGACAUUCUGUGGGGCUCAGAUCUGACUUCAAAAGUGCUUCUAAAGUCACACUUCGGUGUGUAAAAAUAGCCUCCCUGUACACUCGACUUUCCAGAUGUCACACCCCAGAAUCGGCGCUCACGGUAGACAGGAAGGAGAACUUCAUGGGGUAAAAAGAAUUUGUAAUCUCAAGACCAUUAUCACAUGUCACAAGGAAGAGUCUCCAGUUCUGGAAGGUCAUUUUAGAUAAUGUCAUGAGAUAUCAAAUCAAAUCUUUUUUUAAAUAUUUUUUUAAACCUGGCUCUCUUUACCUUUUUUUUAUCUUAAAAACAAAGCUUAGUUUUAAAACCACAACAUUUUUACUACCAAGCUCCUAAUAAGAGUCUGUACAUUGGUUUUAUUAAGGUUCACAGGAGGUUCCAAGUGUAACACUGCAUUGGUUAGACCAGUGAAAACAGCUCAAGGUUUUGUAAUUAAUGUCAUGAGUGGGACAUUGAUGUUAACAACAAAUCUUGUAAAUACAUUUAAAAAUACAUAAGGUAUGUAUCUCUUUGAUUUAAUUGUAUGUUUAUUGUUUAGUUGAGUAGAAUGAUUAAUCACUUCAUAUACCAACAAAUGAAAAAAGAAGUAAAACUAUGGUAUUAUUAAGUCAUCUGGUCGUGCACACUUUGCCACUGUAAUUAAACUGUAGUGUUUUCUUGUUUGUUUUUGGUUUUCAAUGGCAUGCAUACAUUGUUUGUGUGCAUAAUUAUUAACAGGGAAAAAUCAUUUGGCAGUGAUGUCCAGUUUAUUGUGCAUAUUAGUAGUUGUGCUGUAAAUGAACUACCUAAAUUUGGUCAGAAAUGUGAUGACUGACUGUUGUUUGCCAAUAGCUUAUCAGUUUGUUUUGUAAGCAUGGUGUUGUGCUGAAAUGUAUGAUUAAAUUAGAUUUAAAAAAUGGAAAUAGAAGUACCUUGUCAAGGAAUUCUUUUUUUUUCUUUUUUUUCAAAAAAUAUUCCCAUAGUGUAAGGCAGUUUACAGAAGUGUGCCCCUAAUCAGGCCCACAAAGGAAAACAGACUGUUAACUGUGCUGCCAGGGAAUCAGCAGGGUGUAAUAAAGAGACAGUGCUCAGUUGCAAAACAUCCUACUGGAAAAAAUACUGGAUGGCAUGUAAACCUUAGGUUCUCCAUAAUACGGUGUAAUAGUGUUUGGUAUUGCUGGAAAACCAAUCGGCGUCAAUGUCUCAGCUACGAAUGCUAACAUGGUGUUAGGCUUACAGAAGUAGCGAAAGCAGGAUCAUUGAUGUACUGUUUUGUUAUGACUGGGUCUUUAUUUCAUGGGGAAAGUGCAAUGGUUCGGGGAGACCUAUCAACAAGGUCUCCUGUGCAUCAUAUGUGUAUAGCCAUCCAACUACGCACACAUUUUGCACCAUUGUAUAUUGCUAUUAUUGAACACAAUGUACAAUAAACAGCAUAUAUUUUGA
Molecule: messenger RNA, 4392 nt
Organism: Anguilla anguilla (European eel)
Lineage: Eukaryota; Metazoa; Chordata; Actinopteri; Anguilliformes; Anguillidae
Product: thyrotropin-releasing hormone receptor-like
Exons: 3
Coding region: 366-1628 (420 amino acids)
Biological process (GO): phospholipase C-activating G protein-coupled receptor signaling pathway
Cellular component (GO): membrane
Molecular function (GO): thyrotropin-releasing hormone receptor activity
Source: RefSeq, a predicted model, not a curated record